AUGUCUCGACAACUUCUACACCGCGGACUCGCCGAAACAGGUCUUCUCGCCCUCGGCAGAUCCCACCCCGACAUCAAAUUACUAUGCCUCCAGCGCUUCGUGCGCAUGUUCGCCUACGGCGCAACGACCCUGCAGUUGGUAGCCUACUUUGAACUCCUCGGCUUCUCGGCGACGCGAAUCGGUCUGUUCAUGGCGUUUACUCUCGUCGGAGACGUCUGCAUCAGUCUGGUCCUCACUACCAUCGCCGAUGGCGUGGGGCGGAAGGCGGUGCUGGCUGCGGGCGCGGUUUUGAUGGCUGUCAGCGGUGUUGUUUUCGCGAUGUGCAGCGGGUUUUGGGUGUUGUUGGGUGCUGCUGUGAAUGAAGGACUUGUGAGGCUGAUUGUGAGCAGCGGUGCCGAGAUUGGACCUUUCCGUGCCGUGGAAGAGAGUAUUGUCGCGCAUCUUACUACCGCUAAAGAUAGAAGUGACGUCUAUGCCUGGUACAGUCUCAUGGGCGCAGCCGGCACUGCAUUUGGUGCGAUGACGAGCGGUUGGACGGCGCACUACUUGACGACGAGUGCCGGCUGGGGACUUGAGCAUGCGUACCGCGUAGUCUUUUACGGGUAUGCGGUGCUUGGUGUGUUCAAGUUCUUCCUCGCGUUGCUUCUGAGCCGUGAUAUCGAGGCAGAGCGGGAUGAAGCUGGGGUGUCUGAGGAGGAGACUGUCCCGAUUCUGGGCGAACGGCCGGCUGAGAGGGAGGUAGAGGUCAAGACUUGGCGAUCGAAGCUUGUUCCGAGGAUUGAGAGGGAGAGUAUGCCUGUGGUUGCUACCUUGUGUUUCUUUUUUGCGCUUGACUCUUUCGCCUCGAGCUUGACUACCCAAUCCUGGAUCGCCUUCUUCUUCCGGUGGAAGUUCAACAUAGACGACGGAACUCUAGGGUCUCUGUUCUUCACCACCAGCCUCCUGGCGGCUGCCACUACUCUGGUGGCAUCCUCGAUAGCCAAACGAAUUGGCAACCUAAAUGCAAUGGUCUUCACCCACCUCCCCUCGACAAUCUUCACAGCCCUCAUUCCCCUCCCGCAAGACGCCACUACGGCCAUCGUCUUCCUGAUUUUCCGCGCCCUGACGCAUUCCAUGGACGUCGCGCCGAGGGCCGCGUUCCUCACAGGUGUGGUCUUGCCCAAGGAACGGACUACUGUGUUGGGCUUGAUCAACGUUUUGAAAACGUGCACUUCGAGUGUAGGUCCUGUGGGCGUUGGAAUCUUGGUGGACAAGAAUCUCUUCUGGGUUGCUUUUGUGGGCGCGGGAUGUCUCAAGGUUGUUUACGACCUUGGUAUGUUGGUUUCUUUCCGCAAGCAUGAGCGAGAGCUACGGGAUGGAGCGGCUGGGACUGAUUAG
Colletotrichum fioriniae is the source of this 1377-nucleotide messenger RNA. The record is from RefSeq and is a predicted model, not a curated record. Lineage: Eukaryota; Fungi; Ascomycota; Sordariomycetes; Glomerellales; Glomerellaceae.